CAUUUGUGUGUAAAUAUUAGUGACUGAUGAUGCUCCUAUUGAGUAAAUUUUCUUGUUCAACCAUCAGAAAAUACUAUCAAUGAGCUGAGUUUAGAGGGUUUUGUUAGAAAGCAUUUUAAAUGUUUUAUCUCACUGCCGAGUCUUUGCUAUUUAUGGUGUUUUUAUGACUGGUUGUGUCAGGUGUGAGCCUUCACUCUCUGUCUCUCCUCCAGGUUUAUAAGGGUUGCCUCGAGUAUGAGCACAUAAUGAAGCGCCGACUGGAUGAGCAGGAACCGGUUUAUGCAUCUCAGCAGCGUCGGAUUGCGAGCAACGCUGAACCGUUCUCGCACCAGCAUCGUGUGCUAGCCCCAGCGCCUCCUGCAUACGAGCCUACCUCCGAGAACAUGCAGCCCACUGCUGGCAUUCAAUAUUCGGUCACGCCAGGAUACCAGGUGUCGGCGAUGCCUCAGAGCUCUGGCAGUCACAGUCACACCCCAGCGGUACAUAGUGCCCACCAUCACCCUCCUCCAGUCCAGCCUCAUGGUCAGCAACCUCUGGUGCCCCCGAGCCACGCUCACCCCCCAGCAGUGCCAGCCACACCAGUACAAGGACAGCAGCAGUUCCAGAGACUGAAGGUGGAGGAUGCCUUGUCGUACCUUGACCAGGUGAAGUUACAAUUUGGGAAUCAGCCCCAGGUUUAUAAUGACUUUCUCGACAUCAUGAAGGAGUUCAAGUCGCAAAGCAUCGACACACCUGGAGUGAUCAGCCGUGUUUCCCAGCUCUUUAAAGGCCACCCCGACCUCAUCAUGGGCUUCAACACUUUCCUGCCUCCGGGUUACAAAAUCGAGGUGCAGACCAACGACAUGGUGAACGUGACGACGCCCGGGCAAGUCCAUCAGAUCCUCCCUCAGCACAUCACCCAGCCACAGCCCCAACCCCAGCCACAGCCACAACACCAGCAGCUGACACCUCCCACACCCGCACCAGCACAGCCGCAACCACAGCCUCCUGCCAAACUCGCCAAGCCACUACAAUCACAGACUCACACUCCAGCCAGCCAGCCCAACGCAUUGCUGGCUCCGUACCCCUCCCCUCGCUCACCUACAGUACAGCCUCACACGCCUGUGACCAGCGCUCACACCACUACUCCGCCCAUGCAGAACAACCAGCCUGUGGAGUUCAACCAUGCCAUCAACUAUGUCAAUAAGAUAAAGAACCGUUUCCAAGGCCAGCCCGAUAUCUACAAGGCCUUUCUGGAGAUCCUGCACACCUACCAGAAGGAGCAGCGGAACGCAAAAGAAGCUGGUGGGAACUACACGCCAGCGCUGACCGAGCAGGAGGUUUACGCCCAGGUGGCACGCCUCUUUAAGAACCAGGAGGAUCUUCUCUCUGAGUUUGGACAGUUCCUGCCUGACGCCAACAGCUCUGUGCUGCUGAGUAAGACGACAGCAGAGAAGGCGGACUCAGUCAGGAACGAUCAUGGGGGCACGGUGAAGAAACCUCAGUUGAACAACAACAAGCAAAGAACUAAUCAGAAUGGUUGUCAGAUUCGCCGUCACGCUGGGGCGGGGGCCACGCCACCGAUCAAAAAAAAGCCAAAGUUAUUGGGAAUGAAAGAUCAGUCGUUGGCUGAAGCCAGUAAACAUGGAGCUGGAACAGAGACCUUAUUCUUUGAUAAGGUUCGUAAAGCUCUGCGAAGUGCCGAAGCGUAUGAGAACUUCCUGCGCUGCCUUAUCAUCUUUAACCAGGAGGUGAUCUCCCGGGCUGAGCUCGUCCAGCUGGUGUCUCCAUUCUUGGGGAAGUUUCCUGAGCUCUUUGUGUGGUUCAAGAAUUUUCUGGGUUAUAAGGAGUCAUCCCACAUUGAGGCAUUUCCUAAGGAGAGGGCGAUGGAGGGUAUUGCCAUGGAGAUAGAUUACGCUUCUUGUAAACGACUCGGAUCAAGUUAUCGAGCACUGCCCAAAAGUUUCCAGCAGCCCAAGUGCACAGGCCGUACCCCCCUUUGCAAAGAGGUGCUGAAUGACACGUGGGUGUCUUUCCCAUCCUGGUCUGAAGACUCCACCUUUGUCAGCUCAAAGAAAACCCAGUAUGAGGAGCACAUUUAUAGGUGUGAGGAUGAGAGGUUUGAGCUGGAUGUGGUCUUAGAAACCAAUCUGGCCACCAUCCGUGUCCUGGAAACAGUUCAGAAGAAGAUGUCGCGAAUGUCGGCAGAGGAUCAGACUAAGUUCCGCUUGGAUAACACCCUCGGAGGUACCUCUGAAGUCAUUCACCGCAAGGCCAUCCAGAGGAUAUAUGCCGACAAGGCAGCAGAUAUCCUUGAUGGCCUGAAAAAGAACCCUGCUGUGGCUGUCCCUAUUGUCCUGAAGAGAUUAAAAGGGAAGGAGGAGGAGUGGCGAGAAGCACAACGAGGGUUCAAUAAGAUCUGGAGAGAACAGAAUGAGAAAUACUACCUGAAGUCACUCGAUCAUCAGGGAAUCAACUUCAAACAGAUCGACACCAAAACUCUGCGCUCCAAAAGUUUGCUGAAUGAAAUAGAGAGCAUAUAUGACGAGCGACAAGAGCAGGCCUCUGAAGACCAUGCACAUGUGCCAUCAGGGUCUCACUUGACCUUUGUCUAUGAGGACAAGCAGAUCAUGGAGGACGCGGCUUCUCUCAUCAUCCACCAUGUCAAGCGGCAGACAGGCAUUCAGAAAGAAGACAAGUACAAGAUCAAACAGAUCAUUUAUCAUUUCAUCCCCGACCUGCUGUUUGCUCAGCGCGGAGAGCUGUCUGACGUGGAGGACGAGAAGGAGGAAGAGGAGGAAGAUGAGAUGGACAUUGACGAGACCACGGGGGCCACCAAAAAGCACAACGGCAUCGGCGGCAGCCCGUCCAAGCCCAGGCUGCUGUUCAGCAACACGGGAGCCCAGAAACUGCGGGGCAUGGUGGAGGUGUACAACCUGUUCUUUGUCAACAACAACUGGUACAUCUUCAUCCGACUUCACCAGAUCCUCUGCUCCCGACUCCUCAAAAUCUACAACCAGGCCGACAAGCAGAUUGAGGAGGAGUGCCGAGAGAGAGAGAGAGAUAUGCUGGCGGGAAAGCGAGACAAAAACGAUAGUCCUGCUUUUCAGCUGCGGCUAAAGGAACCCAUGGAUGUGGAAGUGGAAGACUAUUACACAGCGUUCCUGGAUAUGGUGAGGAAUCUCCUGGACGGCAACAUGGACUCCUCACAAUACGAGGACACCCUUCGGGAAAUGUUUACCAUUCAUGCAUUCAUUGCCUUUACAAUGGACAAGCUGAUCCAGAGUAUAGUGCGACAGCUGCAGCAUAUUGUAAGCGAUGAAAUCUGCAUCCAGGUGACCGAUCUAUACCUGUUGGAAAGCAAUAACUGUGCUACUGGCGGUCCCCUGGCCACCAUAUCAUCUCGAUCUGGUACAGAGGGCAAUUACCAGCGCAAGGCCGAACAACUCAUGUCAGAUGAGAACUGUUUUAAGCUGACAUUUAUACAUAGCCGAGAUCAGGUAUCAUUAACCAUUGAUCUGCUGGAUACCGAAGAGGAGAUCUCAGAUGAUCCUGUGGAAGCAGAGCGCUGGUCAGACUACGUGGAGCGUUAUGUGAAUUCAGAUUCUACAUCUCCUGAAUUGCGUGAACAUUUAGCACAGAAACCUGUGUUCCUGCCCAGGAAUCUGCGCAGGAUUCGUAAGUGCCAGCGGGGCCGAGAGCAGCAGGAAAAGGAAGUGAGAGAAUGCGGCAAUAAGAAGUCGAUGGAGAAUGUCGAAAAUGUUGAUAAAAUGGAGUGCAAAUUUAAACUCAACUCCUACAAGAUGGUGUAUGUCUUCAAAUCCGAAGACUACAUGUACAGAAGAACUGCACUACUCAGGGCUCGGCAGUCUCACGAGAGGGUCAGCACACGGCUACAUCAGCGGUUCCAGGCUUGGGUGGACAAGUGGAGUAAGGAGCACGUGGGCCGGGAGAUGGCAGCGGACACAAACAAGUGGCUAAUGGGAGAGGGCCUGGAUGGCAUGCUGCCUUGCACAACCACCUGUCAAACGGAAACCGUGCACUUCAUGAAAAUCAACAGAUACAGGGUGAAAUACAGCACUGUAUUCAAGGGGCCCUGACUGACAGGCAACACAGGGCCCUCCUCGCUGACUGUGCCCACGAUUUUGGCGUCUCAUCCAAUGCCAUACACCAGCUCUACACACAAAACAAAACAGUGACACUGCUAUGGUUUGUAAAUACUCUGUACAUAUUGUCGACAGACGUUUUUUAAAAAAAAAGAAACAAUCUGCAUCAAUGUGCUAGCAUUACUUACUAGCUUAUUGUGUAUCAUAGUAUGAGGUGGCUUGAAGUUAGUUAAUAUGGAAAAGAAAAUGAGGCACCAUUAUUAAAGUUUUUACCAAAGGGA
Callorhinchus milii (elephant shark) is the source of this 4366-nucleotide messenger RNA. It is a transcript of the gene sin3aa, whose product is annotated as SIN3 transcription regulator family member Aa. Gene Ontology annotation, cellular component: chromatin. Gene Ontology annotation, biological process: negative regulation of transcription by RNA polymerase II. The record is from RefSeq and is a predicted model, not a curated record. Gene Ontology annotation, molecular function: transcription corepressor activity. The coding region runs from base 246 to 4079 and encodes 1277 amino acids. The transcript has 20 exons. Lineage: Eukaryota; Metazoa; Chordata; Chondrichthyes; Chimaeriformes; Callorhinchidae.